Ylistrum balloti is the source of this 4260-nucleotide messenger RNA. RefSeq names its product BRCA1-associated ATM activator 1-like. The coding region runs from base 1 to 2394 and encodes 797 amino acids. Lineage: Eukaryota; Metazoa; Mollusca; Bivalvia; Pectinida; Pectinidae. Gene Ontology annotation, biological process: positive regulation of protein phosphorylation; cell population proliferation; DNA damage response. The transcript has 10 exons. The record is from RefSeq and is a predicted model, not a curated record. Gene Ontology annotation, cellular component: nucleus.
AUGGAGGGAGAUUUCGAAGAAAAAUUAUUGCUGGAAAAAAUAGCUUUUGUUUUGAACGAUUUAGUGUCUCAUCAAAAUACUAACAGAGACGAUACUUGUUUCCAAAAGUUCUCUGAUCUUCUACACUCGAGACUGAAAUCAUCCAAGCAUGCUGAACAAUGUGGCAUCAUUCCUUUCUUGACAUCUGCAUUAAAAGAGACAAAUAUUGAAACCUCCUUACUGGUGUUUUCUGUAAACCUUGCUGGUAUCCUUGGACAAAUUCCUGAUCUUGACUCACAACAAAGAGAUUUUGUUGAAACUUUCAUGGACAUGGUUUUAAGAGAACAAGAUUUAAACAAUCCAUCAAUUGGAACUGAGUACUUUGAAACCCUACGGAAAUUGAUAACAUUUAGGACUACGAAUGGGAACUGUGUGUAUAAAUGCAAGAAUGGAAGAGAACUGAUGCUGAAGUGUUGGCAGAUACUUACUGACCGAAGAAGUCUGUUCCUGACAUCAGCUGUCCUUCGGUUCCUCAAGGAUUACUUAGGUCAAGAUGAUCUUCAUGUAGAAGAAAGCAACUUUACAACAAUUUUUCAGAAAGUUGUCAGUCACAUCUGUCAAGUUCAUAUGUGUACAAUCAAUUUUGACCCACUUCAUCUGCCUUCUAUUCUGCCCUCGGUCUUACAGCUGUUUCAAGACAUACCACGUGUGUUGAUUGAGACACUGGAUAGGACUAUCGUAAUGAAAUCAUUGAAAUGUCUGGGAUUCAUAGUAUGCAACAUGAACAAGGAGACAUGCCUCUGUGCUCUGGAAGCAUUGUUAUCAUUACAAAGCAAACUUGAUGUACAUGGGCAAGGAGAAUUUGAGAGUUUAUUGAAGCAGUUGCCACAUGAUUUAGUAGAAAAGGACAUUCUGCGGAGUCAGGAAGUUUGCAUCAAAAUGUUGAAAAAUGGGCUUCAUGAAGAAAUGGUGAAAGAUUUACUUCUGUGUCCACUGUAUGUAAUAACAGGGUGGUCACAUCUCGUUCAAACUUCAGAAUUGCACACCAAUCAGAUCCUUAUACACAUGGAUUCUAAAUCUACAUCCAUCCAAACCAUUUUGAACUCCUUGGAGGUUUACAGAUUAACUGAUGUUCCACAGGAUGUGAUGGAAGCUAUUAUAGAACUGUUUGCCUUGACACAUGAUGGAGGAAGGAGUAAGACUCAUGUGACCUGUCAUCUCUUCCACUCUACAAGAAUCCAACAAAGAUGCUUAGAAUUAUUUGUGACAAAUCAGAGCAGACUGAGUUGUGGGAGGCAACUUUGUGGGUCUGUCCUGGAUGUCAUGAAAACAGAAUCAUUAGACCAUGUGACCUUCAGCAAAUGUUUAGAUGUGCUGUGUGUGUUAACACCAGAGAUGCUGCUUGCUACUGAUUCAAUGUUUAAAGAUGGUGAAGCAUUUGACCAAUGCCUCACCAACACUCUGCAGUUCAGUCUUUGCUGCAUUGAUUGGGAACGAAGAGACACUACUCUUGUGUUCCUGACUAAACUCCUGUCAAGUUGUCAAGAUCGCAGUGAGGUGACUGCAUGGUUGAAGGAUAGCCGUUUGUGUCUGUAUAUAUACCAAACUUUGGAUGACUCCAACAGUUAUGUAAGAGCUACCGCCUUAACCUCUCUACAGAGAGUCCUGGAGUCCAGCAAGCUCACUACAUACCUCCUGCAGCAAUGUGACAUUACCAUGGAUGAUAUCAUCAGGAAGGUCCUGACAGUCCUGCAGGAUGACACAGAAGCAUUUGCUAGAAGAGAGUGCAUUAGUUUUGUAACCAGGAUGUGGAGUUCUGUACAUGGUGAUUUGAAAGUAAACACUUUACAAAUUUUGGUAGAAAGAACAAGUAACGACUUUGACUGGGAGGUUAAAGCGAAAUUAGUGGAUUUCUGGGAGAUGCUGAUAGAGGAAGGUUUGACAGGAUCAGAUGUCCAGUUACCAUCGUAUGUAGAUAGUUUACUACCGAGUGAAAAACACCAAAACUUUGAACAAACUAAAGGAGCAUUUGAAAGCAUUGAAGAACUUGUCAAGACUGGUUGCUUUGAUUCUUUGUUGAAACUUCUUUAUGACUAUGAUCAGAGUGUCUGUGAAAAAGCCUGCACACUUCUCCUAAGAGUAAUGAAGCAUUUGUCUGUACAUUUUGAACAGCACAAUUCUGUGCAGUCAGACUCUGCUAUCCCUGCUAAAAGGAUGAAGACAAGUGACUCAGAAACAAACAUUGAGUCCAUCUAUCACAAGUUGAAAUGUCUAAACUUGACAGCUAGACUAUUAGAGGUCUCCACAACAUGUGAUGAAUAUGAUAAGAAUCCUAUGUCACUUUUAGAAGAUAUGUUGUCAUAUUCCAACAAGGCAGACCAGGAAGAUGAGAACAAUGCUGUAGACUGCUAUUAAUGAAAUAGAUACAACCAUAUUGAUUGUUAUCUACAUGUAUAAGUAACACUGAUUAUGUGGAUUAUAGAACAUUUUUAAAAUACAUUUUAAAUAUUCAUAUUUUCCAAUACAGUAUAUAUAGGAUAGACUUUUCUCUGGUCAGUGUUGUGAAAGGUAGUCACAUAGGAGUGAUUAUUGACUGAUGGUAAAUGUCUGUCUCAUGUGAAGUUUUCUUUUUUUUUUUAAUUCAUAAUUUUUUCAAUUUUUCGAUGAUUCUUCAAAACAUAAAUAUUUCACUCACACCCAUGCCAAUGCCACACUCACACGUGGACGGAGUACCCACACACGCCUUCACACACACCAAUACACAGACACACCACAAUAUUUAAGGGCCUAAUAUCAUUUUCACUCUAGUCACAUUUUAAUAAUCAUCAUCAUUAUAAAUAAUAUAUAUAUAAAUUGUAUGCAACAUAUCAUCAUCAUCAAACAUCAUCUUUCACAAUGCAUUAUCAACAGACAUCAAUCAUCAUCAUAAACAUCAAAUCAUCAUCACCACCAUCAUCAUCACCACCAUCAUCACCACCAUCAUCAUCACCAUCAUCAUCAUCACCAUCAUCAUCAAACAUCAAAUCAUCAUCAUCAUUUCAUUAUCAUUCUCAAUCAUCAUCAUCACAUCAUCAUCAAACAUCAAAUCAUCAUCAUCAUCGUCAAUAAUCCUCCUCCUCCUCCUCCUCAAAUAUCAUCAUCAAUUAUCAUUGUAAUCAUCAAACAUAAACUAGAAAAUUGACAAACUCCGAACCAGCAUAUAGAGGUGGCUAUGAAAUUUGGCCCAGCCUAUACAUGCUAUGGAAUGAGUACCCACACACACACACACCUUCACACUCAUACACACCCUCCCUCACACAUACACACACACGAUCACACAGACAUACAUAUAAAUAUGAUAGAUGGGAAAGGAUGGGGCAGAAGAGAAGGGAGAGAAAAGGCAAUGGAUUAAAGAGGGAGAAAAGAGGAAGAAACAAGAUGGAGGGCUAUAUCAGAUACUGCCUAUUUCUACAUUUAUAGUUAAUUUAUAGGUCAAAAUGAAAAAAAAUUGAAAUGAUAACCGAAAUUGUGGUGAUGUCAACGUCAAUGGAGAAAGCAGCUCAAAAUGUAGUUAAUAAUUCCAUAAUAGGUUUCCAUUUUUUCCAGUUCUCAAAAUUCCUUUUUAUGCGACAAUUUUUAGAAGAAACAAUGUAUUUUUGUACUCGGAAGUGAUCUUUUAUUGUGUUUAUGAGACCAUUUAAACUUAGAGAUUUGGUCUCAUGUGAAAUUUUACUUGUACUGCUAAAAAAGAUGAACCACAUACAAAAGCAACCGAAGUACUAGCAGUUAGUGGAUGAGUUCAACAGCAGGGACAGAGAACUUGAUGUCUGCAUGUGAAGGUCAUAUUGGAGACCCUUAUGACUGCUAAAUGUCAUAGGAGCAGACUGGAAGAAACUGGUAGGGACAGCCAGCAUACAGUUUCUAGCUGGAUAUUUAGGAACAGGGAAGAAAGGUUUUGCAGUCACCAGGCACAGUGCUAGGCACAAAUUGACAGGAAAUAAGUAGACAUCAUGGCCCGUAGCGAUGCAGCAGGAUGUGUAAAUAUGUGUGGCAAGAAAGUCUCCCACCUCAGGCAGUGACAAGUAUGUGCAGCUGUGAGAAUCAAUCAGUCCCUGGUUGUGCCUCAUCAGCCCAGCUCUGGAGGACGUCAUGGAAAGUGCUAAACAUCUUCAUGAUCCUCUUGAUGAUAAUUCCAGUGUAUUCCAGAUGUCACAUAUAAAAGAUAUAUUUAUGAAGGUAACUCAAAAGAGUAAUGAAAUAAGUAAAUGUGCAAUUGUAGACACAUUAUCAAGAUUGACUCUC